CAUAGCCGUAGCAGGUCAAGCUCAUAACUCUAAAUAUGGUACAGGUGCUAGGUCCGAUUCGGUUCCUCGUGUUGCUAUGGAUACCAACGUUCACCGCAUCGCAGCAACACCAAGUACAUGUGACAGUUUCUACUGACAGCGUUGUGCAUGAGGUCGACGACAUGUUUGUUGGGGUGACCAUCGACAGCUAUAUCUUGCGGGCAGGGUUUGAAAGACACCAUCUCAGUUCACCAAAUCUCCAGAAGCUUGUGAAAGAACUCGUUCCCUCAUAUCUGAGGGUCGGGGGAACCUCGGCUGACCAUGUCGUGUUUGAUCCCCAUGCCACACAGCAUAGCUCCAACGCAGCAUCGCCGUUCAAACUAUUGGCUGAAGACUGGGAUAUUCUUAACAAGUUUGUUCAUAACACGGGGGUGAAGCUUAUAUUCGACCUUAAUAUUUUACUGCGGAAGCAAGGAAAGUGGGACCCAUCGAAUGCUGAAUUGUUGCUUAAAUACUCGUCACAGAAAGGCUACCAUAUUGCUGGAUUCGAACUGGGAAAUGAACCAAAUGUGUUUCAUCACAACGCAAACAUCACAUUAUCGGACGCCCAACUCGCCAAUGACUUUGCACAGCUGAAGCGGGUCCUCCAAGGUACGUCGUAUAAGUCCAGCCUCAUCGUAGGACCAGAUGUGACUGUCACUCAUGCAUCUGGGGUAAAAGGAUUUUUGUCUCAUGGUGGGGCAAGCGCGGUUGAUGUCGUGAGCUUCCAUCACUAUUACGUCAAUGGUGAAACCUCGAAGGUUUCUGAUUUCUCACAUCCUGCAACACUUGACAGUCUUGUAGGACUGGUAAAGAGCGCUAUUGCCGCCGUGCAUGCUGUUGCGCCAGGAAAGCCAGUAUGGCUGGGGGAGACAGCAUCAGCUUACAAGGGAGGCACCCCCAACGCCUCUGAUAGAUACGCCUCCGGUUUCCUGUGGCUUGAUAAACUUGGUGUCUCGGCUAGAUAUGGAAUUAAAGGCGUAUUGCGACAGGUCCUCCUCGGCGGAAAGAAUGGGCUUAUAAGUUCGUCCAACGAUCCUCUACCUGAUUUCUGGCUGACUGUACUGUACAAGAGGUUGGUUGGUAACAAAGUAUUUGAUGUUCACUCUUCAACUAAAAACCUCCGGAUCUAUGCCCACUGCAUCAAACACACGAACAUGUACAACUACAAACCAGGAAGUGUAACGGUGUAUGUCCUGAACGUGAACACGGCGUCAGCACAACUCCACUUCCCACAUCUACACAGCCAGCAUCACAUGGACGUCUUCUGGCUCACUCCUGAUUGGGGGAAUGUGGAGGCAGGGAAGGUUCAUCUCAAUGGAAAACUACUGACGUUCGUCAACAGCCAGAUACCUCAACUGUCACCGAAAACUGUCACAACCGGGUCAGUGACUGCCCCCGGAAAGUCCUUCGGCUUCAUCGUAAUGCCUGACGCUAAUGUUGCAGCAUGUAAAUCGCAAAGUCACGGCCCAAUUAUUGGCUAACAGUGCAAUUGUAGUUGUUAUUGCAAUAAAUAUUUUGUCUCA
Molecule: messenger RNA, 1544 nt
Organism: Haliotis rufescens (red abalone)
Lineage: Eukaryota; Metazoa; Mollusca; Gastropoda; Lepetellida; Haliotidae
Product: heparanase-like
Exons: 10
Coding region: 36-1502 (488 amino acids)
Cellular component (GO): extracellular matrix; membrane
Molecular function (GO): hydrolase activity, acting on glycosyl bonds
Source: RefSeq, a predicted model, not a curated record